Messenger RNA from Thalassophryne amazonica, 1243 nucleotides. It is a transcript of the gene gas1b, whose product is annotated as growth arrest-specific 1b. The record is from RefSeq and is a predicted model, not a curated record. The coding region runs from base 398 to 1165 and encodes 255 amino acids. Gene Ontology annotation, biological process: regulation of cell cycle. Lineage: Eukaryota; Metazoa; Chordata; Actinopteri; Batrachoidiformes; Batrachoididae. The transcript has a single exon.
UUUGCUCUGGUCAGGAACUUUGUGUGACGACACAAUCGCAACAUUUUAUGGACCAAUGAGAUUCGCUGCUCGCAGUAAAUCAGCCCAUCAGUGCGCAGAGCCUCGUUCCAGCGCUGCUGAGCGUGGAUGAGUAUGAUAAGUUUAGAAUCACUUUGGGAAAAGAAAUCUGCACAUUUGCGGGUGUUUUUUUUUUUUUUCUCCUUUUUUUUCCCCUGGAGAACAUUUUCAGUGGAUUAACGGCGCGCGCAUUGAUGAUAAUUUUUGUGAAACUGCUCUUUUUUUCUCUCUCUCUCUUGGGGAAACUGAGGCAACAGCAAUAUUUCGCAGCAUGAACGAAGAGCGGAUUACUUCGAGGCGCCUCAUCGUCGGGAGCUUUGUGACGUUUUGAGCGGCGCAGAUGGAAAGUCGCGCUACUUUGAUGGAGCGAUUACCGACUGUGAUGUGCGUUGUGUUCACUGUCGGUCUGUGCGUCGGAUCUUCGAACUGCAGCCGUCGGCUGGUGUGCUGGCAGGCCAUCCUGAAGUGUCACAGAGAGCCGGAGUGCCGUUACGCGUACGACCAGUACCUUUACGCGUGUGCGUCAGUCAUCAGUGGCGAGCGGAACAAGUGUCCCAGUCACUGCAUUUCAUCUCUCAUUCACCUCAACCUGACCCAGAGCGGCCCGGCGCUGGAGGACUGCGACUGCACCGCGGAUCCGCUCUGCAGGAGCACCAAGCAGGCCAUCGAACCCUGUCUGCCGCGCACCAGGACCAUGGGCUGCACCGAGGCCCGCCGCCAGUGUGAGAAGGACCCGCCGUGUCAGUUAGCCAUGACUGAUUACUUGUCCCACUGCCGGAAACUUUUCGGAGGGCAGAGGUGCUCGGAGGAUUGCCGCAGAGUGAUCGCCAGCAUGCGCGCUCUUCCCAAAGCGCAGCAGCUGGACACGUGCGUGUGCGACGGCACAGAGAGGAACAUCUGCGAGUACAUCAAAGUCAGCAUGAAGACGUUCUGCUCCGAUCCUGCCGACAGGACGGCAGGCAGCGGCUUCUCUGACGACGAGGAGGAUUCUGACGACGAUGAUGACGUGGAUCUGGAUGAUUAUUUGGAAAACUCCGGCGACCGCGCGCGCUGCCAGACUGUCGUAAAUGUUGCGACCGCCGUCUUACUUUUAAACACAUUUGUCUGAUAGCGUGUGUGUGUGUGUGUGUGUGUGUGUGUGUGUGUGUGUGUGUGUGUGUGUGUGUGUGUGUGUGUGUGUGUGUGU